AUGAGUACGGCACCUCUUGGGUCAAGGCCGUCUUCCGAGGCCUUCGACCGGCCCGAUACGGAAGACAGUCCUGGAGACAAACGCCAAAACAAUGCAACUACAGGAGCAUCGGCCGCCGGUAUGCGAGCCUUGACUGCACGCAUGUUCGCUUUCUACUUUAGAGUACCUGUAAAAGCAUUCUUCCGAACAAGGAUCGACUAUCUUGCUUUCCCGAGGGCUAUUAACCCUCUUCUCCAGACCACUGCCAGCAGCGGGAAGUGGUCUUGGAAAAUGACUACUCCUGGAAUAUUGGCUUAUGCUGUACAAACUCAUGGAUGGUCCUUCAUUCCCAACCAGGUCUUGCCUCCACUGCUGGCAAAUGUUACUGUUGGAGCAGUUCUGUAUACAUCCUAUCUCGGUGCACUUGGCCUCUACUACGAACCGGCUUCACACUCCUCCAAGAGAAUUUACCCGCCACCUCCUCUGUCCUCAACAUUUGCCGCUGGCUUCUCCGCAGGUGCUUUUCAGAGUAUUAUUGCCGCACCUUUGGAUGCCCUCACAAUUCGGUUUAAGACAACCGACCUUACAGAGGGUACCUACAAAAACAUGUGGGAUUACGCCUCGAAAAAGCUUCAGACUAUUGGCGCCCGUGGUGCAUUUGCGGGAUGGGGGCUUUCAUUCGUCAAGGAUUCCUUCGGAUAUGGUUUGUUCUUUGGAGCAUUCGAGUUCAUCAAGUCUCAAUGUUUCUACGAGUACGUGAGCCAUUGGUAUUCGCGUUACGGCAUUCUAUCCAUGUUUCAUAAGCAUCAAAUCGAGCUGCAGAGAGUCACCGACCAACAGGAAAGGCCAGUGAUCAAGCCGCAUUAUCUCAUGGAACCCUCAUUCAUACUCCUUGCCGGUGCGACAGCAAGUGUGCUGCAACAAGCUGUCGCUCAUCCCCUCACACAGAUUCAGGAGCUUCACUUCCAGCGAUUAGCAACACUGGAUGAAUUAUUAAAAGCUAGGCCGGGACGGAUGGACACCAUGCAACUGUAUGCACGAGCGUAUCAGAAGACAUGGAUACAGGCCGGCAAGCGCGCGACAAAAUCGGGUGGCUGGGUCAAAUGGCUGUAUCAGGACUUCUGGAUGACAACGUUGCGUCAGGUACCUUCAACUGCGGCUGGUCUGAUUGUUUUUGAGAUCUUCCGCCGGAAGUACGGAAUUGGAGAGGACGCUGUGAAGAUCCCCAAGGAUGAAUACGAUAUUUUGUUGCCUUGA
Molecule: messenger RNA, 1236 nt
Organism: Aureobasidium melanogenum CBS 110374
Lineage: Eukaryota; Fungi; Ascomycota; Dothideomycetes; Dothideales; Saccotheciaceae
Product: mitochondrial carrier protein
Exons: 4
Coding region: 1-1236 (411 amino acids)
Biological process (GO): mitochondrial L-ornithine transmembrane transport
Molecular function (GO): L-ornithine transmembrane transporter activity
Source: RefSeq, a predicted model, not a curated record